Culex quinquefasciatus (southern house mosquito) is the source of this 2296-nucleotide messenger RNA. RefSeq names its product serine/threonine-protein phosphatase PP2A (gene mts). Lineage: Eukaryota; Metazoa; Arthropoda; Insecta; Diptera; Culicidae. The transcript has 5 exons. The coding region runs from base 417 to 1346 and encodes 309 amino acids. Gene Ontology annotation, cellular component: cytosol. Gene Ontology annotation, biological process: mitotic cell cycle; peptidyl-serine dephosphorylation. The record is from RefSeq and is a predicted model, not a curated record. Gene Ontology annotation, molecular function: protein serine/threonine phosphatase activity.
ACACCGCGAGCGUGUUUGGUCGACUUUCGUUGCGUGUUUGUCAGACUGACAGUCGACAUUGGUCCGGUCUAGCGGCGGCUGACAGGUCGUUUGCGCGGCGCGAGUGUGCGCGGUCAUUGAUUUUCUUUCCACAACGCCGCGGCCAUUUUGUUAGAAGUGUGCUUGCGAGUGGAAGUGGUCCGGAUUUUCGGUUUCGGGUUUUUUCUUUCGUCGGAAGUUUCGCCGCUCCGGUUUCGUGUACGGUGCGCGGUCCCCGCCUGUGUGAGACGUUCGUCGCCCCCGGGAAUCGUCGUGAGAGCCAGCAUCCGAAAAAAGUGUUGAAGAUUUCCAGAUUCGGCGAACCCAAGUUGGCCACGGUGGAGUGAAAAUUCAAAGAGAAGACCCGAGAGCAGCAGCGCCGAAGAAGAAAAGGAAGGAUGGAGGACAAGGCGACACUCAAAGAUUUGGACCAGUGGAUCGAACAACUGAACGAGUGCAAGCAACUGACCGAAACGCAAGUGAAAACCCUGUGUGACAAGGCAAAGGAAAUUCUUGCAAAGGAAUCAAAUGUGCAGGAGGUGAAAUGUCCGGUGACAGUGUGCGGCGAUGUGCACGGUCAGUUCCACGACCUGAUGGAGCUCUUCCGGAUAGGCGGACGAUCGCCGGACACUAAUUAUCUGUUCAUGGGUGAUUACGUUGAUCGUGGCUAUUACUCAGUGGAAACGGUGACCCUGCUGGUGGCGUUGAAGGUCCGAUACCGCGAGAGAAUCACAAUCCUGCGCGGCAACCACGAGUCCCGCCAGAUCACACAGGUGUACGGCUUCUACGACGAGUGCUUACGGAAGUACGGCAACCCGAACGUCUGGAAGUACUUCACGGACCUGUUUGACUAUCUCCCGCUAACGGCCCUGGUCGACGGUCAGAUCUUCUGCUUGCAUGGUGGCCUCAGUCCGUCGAUCGACACGCUCGACCACAUCCGCGCCCUGGACAGACUGCAGGAGGUGCCACAUGAGGGCCCGAUGUGCGACCUGCUGUGGUCCGACCCGGACGACCGGGGCGGCUGGGGCAUCUCGCCCCGCGGUGCCGGUUACACCUUCGGACAGGAUAUCUCCGAGCUGUUCAACCACUCGAACGGUCUGACGCUAGUUUCGCGGGCGCAUCAGCUGGUUAUGGAGGGCUACAACUGGUGCCACGAUCGCAACGUUGUUACAAUAUUCUCUGCACCAAACUACUGUUAUCGUUGCGGUAAUCAGGCAGCAUUAAUGGAAUUAGACGAUGCACUAAAGUUUUCAUUCCUACAAUUUGAUCCAGCUCCACGUCGCGGCGAGCCACACGUGACUAGAAGAACACCGGACUAUUUCCUUUAAGAAUAUCAUUAUAACGAAUAUUGUAAUACACACUACAAAUUAAACAAAAAAAUAAUAUACCUAAUAAUAAAAAAAAUAUAAAUAAUAAUUAUAAGCAUAUAUUAUUAUUUAAUACAAAAAAAGAUAAAAAAAAAUCCGCAAAAAAGUUUGUUAAACAUGCAAGAGAAGAGAGGGAGCGAGAAGAACGGUUGGGAGGUUAAACAAGCAAAGUAGUAUCGUAUUACACAAAAAGAGCUACAUAGAAGGGAGAAAGAAACAAGAGAAAAAAAAAGUUGGAAAAAUUGUGCAACAGACAAAAAACAACUAAGCCUGAACGUAAUUUCACCUCACACACAUUUGCUACUCACACACACACACACUUUCACGCCCGGCCUCACACCGACAUCCCCGCAAUGCACUCAACACGACCACAAACACAUUUACUCGUGAAGGCGGGGGACGACUAGAGAAAACAAAAAAGUAGUUAAUAAUUUACAAGAGAACAAGAGCGCAAAAAGCUAGCAAAAAAACAAAACAAAAAAGUGCAUAUACUCAUUACACACACUCACACAAGCAAAACAAAAAAAAUCAUUGUCGCGCGGUCCAUUCUGUCCGGAUUUGCCACGUUUUUCCCCCCGGGAUCGUCGUCGUCGUCACAACACAUUCGCGCAGCAUAAACAAUUCACACACAAACACAUUGUCACAAGUGGAGUAAAACAGGACGCGAACCUUAGAACGGCGCAGCAGCAGCAGCAGCAGCAUUCUUUCUUCUGCAAAGUUUAAGCAACAAAAACAAAAAAAACGGUAAACAAAAAAGUGGUAACAAUUCGUCGCUAGGUGUUAUUAUGAUUAUUCAAUUCACGCUGGCCGAGAGGAGAACAGGAGAAAUUGAGAGAAAUAAAGAAGAAGAAAAAAAAAACACGGGGAGAAUAAACUUUGUGGAACUCACAUUACAGAAAAAAAUAAGCCAA